Prunus dulcis (almond) is the source of this 963-nucleotide messenger RNA. RefSeq names its product clavaminate synthase-like protein At3g21360. Lineage: Eukaryota; Viridiplantae; Streptophyta; Magnoliopsida; Rosales; Rosaceae. Gene Ontology annotation, molecular function: oxidoreductase activity. The record is from RefSeq and is a predicted model, not a curated record. The transcript has 3 exons. The annotation marks the transcript as partial.
CACUUCACGAAGGACUUCAAAGUGGGAAAGUGUGAAGGGCAAAAGGUGGUGGAUGGAGAAACCAUGCCACUGGUGCUGCAGCCUCCAGAGCCCAACAGCAGCAAUGAUGUGGAGAGCCUUGUGUUGGCUCUGAAGAAGAACAAGGACUGGUUUGAGCAGAUGCUGAUCAAGAACAGCGCUGUGCUGCUUAGAGGUUUCAAUGUGCAGAAUGCAGAGGAGUUUAAUGAUAUCAUUGAAACAUUCGGGUGGGAUGAUAUUCGAUAUGUAGGGCCGGCACCAAGAACACAUGUGCACAAGCGAGUAUGGACUGCCAAUGAAGGACCACUUUCGGAAUUCAUAUACUAUCACCAUGAGAUGGUUUUGAUCAAGGAAUAUCCGAAAAAAGUGAUCCUAUUCUGUGAGACACCACCACCAGAAGGCGGAGAAACACCCUUUGUUCCGAGCUUCCGGGUAACGGAAAGGAUGCUGAAGGAGUUCCCAGAAACCGUAGAAGAAAUGGACGCAAAUGGGUUGAAGUACACUUUCACAGCUCUCAGUAAGAACAGUACAGGUUCCAUGAGGGGUAGGGGCUGGGAGGAUACUUUUGGUACAUCAGACCGUGCAGAAGCUGAGAAAAGGGCUAAUGCUUUAGGCAUGGACGUUGAGUGGCUACCAGAUGGAGCAAUCAAGACAAUAUUGGGGCCAAGGUCGCUGACGAAGGUGUUUGAUGGAAGAAAAGAAAGGAGAAUGUGGUUUAACACGGUGGUCGGCAUGCAUGGGAAGGAGCUCAGCUCUGCCCUCAUGGCCGAUGGAACCGAGAUUCCGGCAAAUGUGGUGAAUAGAUGUGAACAGAUUAUUGAAGAAGAAAGCAUCCAAUUUAAGUGGGAGAAGGGUGAUGUUCUCUUCUUCGAUAACUUGGCUUUGCUCCAUGGAAGAAGGCCUUCUCUUCCUCCCAGAAGAGUCUUGGUAGCCACAUGCAAGUAG